This is a messenger RNA of Pelobates fuscus (common spadefoot toad), 4885 nucleotides long. RefSeq names its product ubiquitin specific peptidase 47 (gene USP47). Gene Ontology annotation, molecular function: cysteine-type deubiquitinase activity; protein binding. Gene Ontology annotation, biological process: protein deubiquitination. Gene Ontology annotation, cellular component: cytosol; nucleus. The transcript is spliced from 29 exons. The coding region runs from base 108 to 4235 and encodes 1375 amino acids. The record is from RefSeq and is a predicted model, not a curated record. NCBI's taxonomy places the organism in Eukaryota, Metazoa, Chordata, Amphibia, Anura, Pelobatidae.
UUUUUCCAUUGAUUGCGUCUGCUCCUGGCAGCGAGCUGUGUGCAGGGCCCUGCUAUCCGACCAUGUCCCCCGCCUGAGACCAGCCCCUCACCCCCCGAGCCCGAGACAUGGGGCCUGGAGAGGACAAGCACCUCGUACCCACGGAGGGUAUGUUUUGGAGCUGCAGGCAAAGUAUCUUUAAUGAAAUGAAGAAGUUGUUCUCGCAGAUAGAAAAUGCUGCUGAUGAACCGAGAGUCCUGUGUAUAGUGCAAGACAUCACCAACUGCCGAACUGUAAAUGAACGGAUUACCUUAAACCUCCCCGCAUCCACCUCCGUCAAGCAACUGUUCAAUGAUGUGUCCAGUAAAGCUGGCUACGUGCCCGGCACCUUCAGCCUGAUGUGGGGGAAUGGAGCUCCUAAUGCAGAUAUGGCCAUUCUUGAUGACUCCCUGGACAGGACUUUAGAGGAUGCUGGGUUUGAAGCAGGAAAGAAAAACUUCCUUCAUUUGACUGAUAAAAAUGGAGAGCAGCCGCAGCUUGCCUCGGAUGAGUCUGGAACAGCGGACAGCAGCGGUCUGGAUGACAGCUCGCAGGAGAAAUUCAUUGGACCUUUACCCAGGGAAGGAUACAUGGGUUGUACCAGUGAUUAUGCCAGCCAAAACUAUUCCUAUUCCUCUCUCCUCAAUAAGUCUGACACAGGUUAUGUUGGUCUUGUAAACCAGGCAAUGACUUGUUAUUUAAACAGCCUUUUGCAAACACUGUUCAUGACUCCAGAGUUCCGGAAUGCCUUGUACAAGUGGGCUUUCGAGGAUUCAGAAGAAGAUCCUGUCACCAGCAUACCAUACCAGCUCCAAAGACUGUUUGUUUUGUUACAGACAAGCAAAAAACGCGCCAUAGAAACUACAGAUGUAACACGCAGCUUUGGCUGGGAUAGCAGUGAAGCUUGGCAGCAGCACGAUGUUCAGGAACUCUGUCGGGUCAUGUUUGAUGCACUGGAGCAAAAGUGGAGACAAACUGAGCAGGCUGACUUAAUAAAUCAGCUGUAUCAAGGCAAACUGAAAGACUAUGUCCGCUGUCUGGAGUGCGGAUACGAAAGUUGGAGAAUUGACACCUUUCUUGAUAUCCCGUUAGUCAUUCGGCCAUAUGGUUGCAGCACUGCAUUUGGCAGCGUGGAAGAAGCAUUACAUGCGUUUGUUCAGCCCGAGACACUGGACGGGCCAAACCAGUACUUCUGUGAACGCUGUAAAAAGAAGUGCGAUGCCAGGAAGGGCCUGCGAUUUCUGCACUUUCCUUACCUAUUGACACUGCAGCUGAAGAGAUUUGAUUUUGAUUACACAAGUAUGCAUAGAAUAAAGCUCAACGAUCGCAUGAUGUUUCCUGAAGAGCUGGAUAUGAGCCCAUUUAUUGACGUGGAAGAUGAGAAGUCCCCAGUGACAGAGAGCUGCACAGACAGCGGGGCAGAGAAUGAGGGCAGUUGUCACAGUGACCAGAUGAGCAAUGAUUUCUCCACGGACGAUGCUCUGGAUGAAGGAAUUUGUCUAGAAAGUAACAGCAAUGUAGACAAGCUGAAUAAAUUGGCCACAGACAAGCCUACUUUGUAUGAACUUUUUUCCGUGAUGGUUCAUUCAGGAAGUGCCGCGGGUGGCCAUUAUUACGCCUGUAUCAAGUCCUUUGCCGAUGACCAGUGGUACAGCUUCAAUGACCAGCAUGUGAGCAGGAUAACACAAGAGGAUAUUAAAAAGACCUAUGGUGGGGCAACAGCAAAUCGUGGUUACUACUCCAGUGCCUUCGCCAGCUCCACGAAUGCUUAUAUGCUUAUGUAUCGGCUAAAGAAUCAAGCUAAAAAUGCAAAGUUUCUUGAUGUCUCUGAGUUUCCACAACAUAUAAAACAUCUGGUACAGAAGGAACAAGAGCACGAGGAGCAAGAGAAACGUCAGCGAGAGAUUGAACGCAAUACGUGCAAACUGAAGCUGUUCUGUAUGCACCCAGUCAAGCAAAUCAUGAUGGAGAGUAAGCUGGAGGUUCAUAAAGAUAAGACUCUGAAGGAGGCAGUAGAAAUAGCACAUAAGAUCAUGGACUUGGAGGGAAUUGUACCCCUCGAUUGCUGCCGACUUGUGAAAUACGAUGAGUUUCAUGAUUACUUGGAGCGAUCAUAUGAAGACGAAGAGGAUAAACCAAUGGGAUGCCUCCUGGGUGGAGUCAAAUCCUCCUAUAUGUUUGACCUACUGUUGGAAACCAAAAGGCCGGAGCAAGUCUUUCAGUCGUACAAGCCGGGCGAGGUUAUGGUGAAGGUGUGUGUAGUGGAUCUGAAGACCGAGACUGUGGCUCCACCGCUGAGCGUUCGGGCGUAUCUGAGUCAGACGGUCACAGAGUUCAAGCAGCUCAUUUCUAAGAGCACGGAUCUGCCCCCUGACAACAUGAGGGUAGUGCUGGAACGAUGUUACAAUGAUCUGCGACUGCUCAACAUCCAAAAUAAAACUCUGAAGGCAGAAGGAUUCUUUAGAAGCAAUAAGGUCUUUGUGGAGAGUUCUGAUUCAUUGGAUCACCAGCUACUCUUUCCAGAGUCUCAGCUAUGGAAGCUGUUAGAUCGUCAUGCCAAUACAAUCAGACUGUUUGUCUCGUUACCUGAGCACUCCCCUGGACCUCCCACUGCCAGGUCUGCAUGCCCAAAAGCUUGUGGGGGGGAAUUGAAUCAACCUAAUGACUUUUCUGACCAAGAUAAAGAAAACGUAAAAUCUGUGGAUGCUAUUUUGGAAGAGAGCACUGAAAAACUAAAGAGCUUGUCUCUCCAGCAGCAGCAGGAGGGUGGGAACGGGGACAGCAGCAGGAGCACGGAGGGAAGUGACUUUGAGAACAUUGAUUCGCCUCUAAACGAGGCGGAUUCUUCAGGUUCAGCCGAUAACCGAGAUCUGGAAAAUCGAAUUCUGGCAACUGAUGCCGAAAACAAUUUCCAGUCGGAAGAGCGAUCAGAUUCCGACGUGAAUAAUGACCGGAGCACGAGCUCUGUGGACAGUGAUAUUCUCAGCUCAAGCCAUAGUAGUGACACCCUUUGCAAUGCAGAUAGUGCCCCCAUCCCCUUGGCUAAUGGACUUGAUUCCCAUAGUAUCACCAGCAGCCGGAGGUCCAAAGCCCAUGAAGGGAAGAAGGAGACCUGGGACACAGCCGAGGAGGAUUCUGGGACAGAUAGCGAAUAUGAUGACAGCCGGAAAAGUCGAGGAGAGACGCAAUACAUGUAUUUCCGGACAGAAUCACAUCCUGCUGCAGGUGAAGGGAAUAAAUGCUUAUUGGUGAACGUGGAUAAAAGAAUCACCUUAUCUGCCUUCAAACAACAUUUAGAGCCUUUUGUGGGGGUGCCCUCCUCCCAGUUUAAAGUGUUCCGGGUUUAUGCCAGUAAUCAGGAGUUUGAGAGUGUCCGUCUGAAUGAAACCCUUUCAUCGUUUUCAGACGACAAUAAGAUCACCAUCCGGCUCGGUAGAGCACUUAAAAAGGGGGAAUACAGAGUGAAAGUUUUCCAACUUUUAUUAAAUGAGACAGAGCCCUGCAAGUUCCUGCUGGAUGCUGUGUUCGCUAAAGGAAUGAGUGUCCACCAAUCUAAAGAAGAACUGUUACCACAACUCAGGGAGCAGUGCGGUCUGGACCUGUCCAUAGAUCGAUUCCGACUCCGAAAGAAGACCUGGAAGAACCCAGGAACAGUAUUUCUGGAUUACCAUGUUUAUGAAAGUGAUAUUAGUAUUUCCAGCAACUGGGAAGUGUUCUUAGAGGUGCUAAAUGAAAACGAGAAGAUGAAGUCCAUGUCUCAGCUUUCUAUAUUUACUAAGAGAUGGAGGCCAUCGGAACUCAAGCUUGACCCGUUUCAGGAAAUUGUGCUGGAGACAAAUAACGUUGAUGAGCUACGAGAGAAGAUUUGUGAAAUAAGUGACAUACCUUUGGAAAAUCUGGAAUUUGCAAAAGGGCGAGGGACAUUCCCAUGCGACAUUUCGAUUCUGGAGAUCCAUCAAGAUUUAGAUUGGAACCCAAAGGUUUCAACUUUGAAUGCCUGGCCUCUGUACAUUUCAGAUGACGGAGCAGUUAUAUUUUACAGGGAUAAAACGGAGGAUCUAGUUGAACUUACAGACGAGCAGAGGAAUGAGUUAAUGAAAAAGGAAAGUAGCCGCUUGCAAAAAACUGGGCACCGUGUGACUUACUCCCCCCGAAAAGAAAAGGCACUAAAGAUUUACCUGGACGGAGCAUCGAGUAAAGACGCUGCUCAGGACUGACAUUUAGCUUAAGACUCCAUUCAAGGGUUGCUUUCGCAGGCAGGUUCACUGUCGGCACAGAGAAAGGACUCUCUGCAGGACACUCAAGGUGUGACUUGAUAAUACCAGCACUGAUUGGUGGACUGUAAUCCAAUCAGCACCGCAGGACCCAGUGAGGUCACUGUUUGACUUGUAAUCAUGUUCUGCACUAUGGUCGAUUAAACUGUAAAGGGAUGUGCAAAUAAGAUUAUAUAUAAAUAUAUACAAAAGCAUAUAUAUAAUGUAAUAAAAAUCAAACCAAGUGGAUUGGAUAUUUGGCUGUUACCCAGCUUUGGUUGGAUGCAAUUGUUUGGAGCCCUCUCAGAGAGAGAGAUCUCCUCAGAUCUUUCAGGGAUUUCAACAUAAAGCUACAAGGAGCUUGGAAUAGUUUUCUAUGUUAUGUCGCUGAUACACACAUUACCUCAAUUGAAGUAGUAGGUUUGUGUACAUGCCUGAUGCUGCUGUACCAUUAUUUGACGAGGGUAAGAAGGUAGGUAUACGCUGGAAUUAAGGAUGCGCGUCUGUUUACGAACAGGUUCUUGUAGCAAGGGGACAAAGUAUUAAAACCAAUAGAGCAAUCUUAUUCUGCUGUUUCAUCAGAGUGUAAAUAAAAUAUUACCAAUAGUCCAACA